This is a messenger RNA of Elaeis guineensis (African oil palm), 1131 nucleotides long. Its product is annotated as NADPH-dependent aldo-keto reductase, chloroplastic. NCBI's taxonomy places the organism in Eukaryota, Viridiplantae, Streptophyta, Magnoliopsida, Arecales, Arecaceae. Gene Ontology annotation, molecular function: oxidoreductase activity. The record is from RefSeq and is a predicted model, not a curated record.
CUUUCUUCGUUGAAGUUCUAGAAGCCAUGGCUACGUUUUUCACUCUGAAUACUGGAGCAAAGAUGCCCUCGGUGGGAUUGGGUACAUGGCAGGCUCCGCCUGGAGAAGUUGCAGUUGCUGUCAUUGCUGCUGUCAAGGCUGGUUACCGACAUAUCGAUUGCGCUCAUGUAUACGCCAACGAGAAGGAGGUUGGUUCGGCUUUGAAGAAGCUAUUUGAUGAGGGUGUAGUCAAGCGUGAAGAACUGUUUAUCACCUCUAAACUCUGGUGUGCAGAUCAUGCACCAGAAGAUGUGCCAGUAGCGUUGGAUUUAACAUUGAAAGAGUUACAGCUUGACUAUGUAGAUCUUUACCUUAUCCAUUGGCCACUUCGGGUCAAGAGAGGGGAUGGCACUAGCUCUGCAGACUCUGUCCUAACCAACAUACCUGCUACAUGGGCAGCAAUGGAGAAAUUAUAUGAUUCGGGUAAAGCUCGUGCCAUCGGCGUGAGUAAUUUUUCUACCAAGAAGUUGGAGGAUUUGCUCGCUAUUGCACGUGUGCCACUGGCUGUCAACCAGGUGGAAUGCCAUCCUGUUUGGCAACAAGCUAAGCUUCGCAAGUUAUGUGAGUCAAAGAAUGUUCACCUCUCUGCAUAUUCCCCUCUGGGUUCACCUGGUACACCUCUUAUAAAAGGAGGCAGUAAUGUUCUUACGAAUCCUAUUGUGACUAUGGUUGCUGAGAAAUUGGGCAAGACUCCUGCGCAAGUUGCUUUACGAUGGGGGCUUCAGAUGGGUCAGAGCGUGCUUCCCAAGAGCACAAAAGAGUCAAGGAUAAAACAAAAUUUUGACAUAUUUGACUGGUCUAUUCCUGAGGACUUGUUUGCCAAGUUCUCUGAUAUUGAACAGGCUAGGCUGCUACAAGGCAACAUUUUUCUUCACCCUCAAGGCCUUUACAAAACUGUGGAGGAGCUCUGGGAUGGCGAAAUUUAAGCAUGCAUUGCCUUUUGCAUCUUAUGGGAUGGCACCAGCUUUUGCAUCUUUCUGGAAUCUUAUGGACUUCAUUUUUAAGACAUCUUACAUGUCACCUUCUCAUGUACUGGUGUAUCUAGUCCCCCUUUUCUACCAAUAAAGAAGGCAAUAAUAUCUGUUUUUGUCC